Hypoxylon trugodes is the source of this 953-nucleotide messenger RNA. RefSeq lists its product as uncharacterized. The record is from RefSeq and is a predicted model, not a curated record. The transcript has 2 exons. NCBI's taxonomy places the organism in Eukaryota, Fungi, Ascomycota, Sordariomycetes, Xylariales, Hypoxylaceae. The coding region runs from base 102 to 581 and encodes 159 amino acids.
AUUGAAUAAUUUUCGUUUCGCCUUCUUUAUAUUGAAAGUCAGAUCAUCAAAAUAUCGAGAAGUAAAGGAGAAAGUAAAGGUGAAGAAGCAGAGAGAAGAAAAUGGCGCCACACCUGGAAUCUGGUUUGGUUCCUACGACGGCAAAGGAUGGGAAGAAGACAGCAGAAGAAGAGCAGCUGGAGAAAAAUAUGAAGCAGUUAAAUCUACUUCAUAUCAAGGUACGUGGGUCCCUUAAGUAUUUGUUCACCUGGCGAUGGCGGCAGUUACCCAUAGCGAUAAACUACUCGAUUGCCAACUUACACUGUUUCUAUGGACAGUGCAGAGAACUGCGAACAACAAUUCAACGCAUGCUAGAGACCAUUCCGCACAAUGCUACACCCGAGGAAGUCUAUAAGGUGUUCGUCAAGUCAGUUGCUGCUGCAAACACGCAGAUCAAGGACUUUGGUACCCUUUACAACAGCGAGGAAAGCAAGAAGGUACUCGAGCAAGCUAAGAAGAGCCGCGAAGCAAACCCUAAGGGUAUCAAGCCUUGGCGAGCUAGGGAUCAUCCUGACUGGUUGGAGAUUGAUCAAGAGGUUUAAUUCAACUGUUUACUGUUUAAUCAGACACAGUGCUUAGGCCACACGGUAUGAAUCCAUGGAGCACCUAAGGGAAUUUUCAAGGGUGUUAAGGCAGGCAUCUUAGGGGCGUUUGGAAGGCAUUAGGGAUUACUACCACCUGGGCAGGUAGUAGGUUCACCAGCGAUUUGGCAUCACAAUGGAAUUUUACCAAUGGCGUACGGGGUCAUUCAGGUUAUAGCUACAUGAGAUCUACAUCACGUUGGUCGAGAGGCGUCAAACCGGGGAGGAAUCUUUUGCAAUUUAUUUAGGUAGUAUUAGAUGCCUUCAUGGUGUCUAACUUGCCCUCGAUAGCGCCAAUGCCAUUAAUGGAAUCAUCUAUCUAAGAUAUUUCUC